GCCCCCAGCGCUCCCAUCCCGCUCUCUCUCCAUUCCCUGGGGGGCCCGGCUCAGCAGAGCCCGGGGCUGUCCUGGGGGACGAGUCCCAGCCACCGCAGACAGCUCCGGCGAGCGCGGCAGCCCGGGUGGGGUUUGCAGGGCACAGGAAGGGGCUGGAGCAGCUGGGAGCGGUGGGUGCCGGGAGGAAGGAGGCAGGAGCUGGGAGAACAAAGAACCGAGAGCAGCAGACCCCGCGCAGCUCCUGAAAGACCAGACUCUGCCGCCUCUAUUGUGACCUGGGAGCUGAGCAGCUGCUGCUUCCCCAGCGAGGUCUGUGCUGGGGAGAGCCCGUCAUUAACCCCUCCGUGCCCGGCCGGGGGGGGGACCUUCUCCGGCUAGAAACCGCCCCGGACUCUGCUGACGGUAACUCCUGAGCUGUGACUCCAGGUGGCUGAGACCUUGGGGCUGGGCAGGGGCUGGUGACCUUCGAGGAGGUGGCUGUGUAUUUCACCAGGGAAGAGUGGGCUCUGCUGGACCCCACUCAGACAGCAAUCUGCAGAGAAGUCAUGCAGGAGAACUGUGAGAAUGUGACCUCACUGGGGAUUCCGGUUUCCAAACUUUAUGUGAUCUCCAAGCUGGAAGGAGGGGAAGAGCCAUGGGUCCCAGAUCUGCAGGGUUCAGAGGAAAGCGAGAUCCUGAGAAGUCCCUGCACAGCAGGUGAUGGGGUAGUGAGGGAGAACGAGGAGCAGAAUCCUCACCAGGAAGAUGCUGAGCUAGCCGAAGCGCAUGGGGCAUUACUGCAAAGAUCCAAAGGGAAUGUGUCUAGGUGCCAUGAGCCAGGAAAAGCUGGUGAAAGUUACCACAGACCAGAGAGAGAGCAGGGAAACCAGUCAGUGGAGAAAGUGUAUGAACCCUUUAAUUAUCAGGGAACUCACAAGGACCUCAAGGAAACUACAUCCCAGGAGAAAAUUCUCAGGGAAAAGAGAGAGAAUACAUGCAGCGAGUGUGGGAAAAACUUCAAUUACCGCUCAGCCCUUAUUCGACAUGAGAUAAUCCACACGAAAGAGAGACCCUACAAAUGCUGUGAAUGUGGGAAAAGCUUCAAUCAUUCCUCAGCCCUUGUUAGACAUCAGCGAAUACACAGAGGAGACAGACCCUAUGAAUGCUGUGAGUGCAGGAAAAGUUUCACUCAGAGAUAUACCCUUAUCUCUCAUCAGAGAAUCCACACAGGAGAGCGACCCUACGAAUGCUGCAAGUGCGGGAAAAGCUUCGCUCAGAGAUCAGCCCUUAUCUCUCAUCUGACAAUCCACACGGGAGAGCGACCCUACGAAUGCUGCGAGUGUGGUAAAAGCUUCACUCAGAGCUCAAACCUUACUACGCAUCAGAGGAUCCACACAGGAGAGAGACCCUAUGAAUGCAGUGAGUGCAGGAAAAGUUUCACUCACCUCUCCUCCCUUACCUCUCAUCAGAGAGUCCACACGGGAGAGCGACCCUACAAAUGUUGUGAGUGUGGGAAAAGCUUCACUCGGAGCUCAAACCUUACUACGCAUCAGAGGAUCCACACAGGAGAAAGACCCCAUGAAUGCAGUGAGUGCGGGAAAAGCUUCACUGACCUCUCCUCCCUUAUCUCUCAUCAGAGAGUCCACACGGGAGAGAAACCCUAUGAAUGUUGUGAGUGCGGGAAAGGCUUCUCUCAGAGUUCAGCCCUUAUUACACAUCUCAGAAUCCACACAGGAGAGAAACCCUAUGAAUGUAGUGAGUGUGCAAAAAGCUUCAGUCAUAGCUCAGCCCUUAUCUCUCAUCAGAGAAUCCACACAGGAGAGCGACCCUACAAAUGUUGCGAGUGCAGGAAAAGCUUCACUCGGAGAUCAGCCCUUACUACGCAUCAGAGGAUCCACACAGAAUAGAGGCCCUAUGAAUGCACUGAGUGCAGGAAAAGUUUUACUGAUAUCUCCUCCCUUAUCUCUCAUCAGAAAGUCCACACAGGAGAGAAACCCUAUGAAUGUUGUGAGUGUGGGAAGAGCUUCUCUCAGAGCUCAGGCCUUCUCUAUCAUCAGAGAAUCCAUAAAGGAGAUAAACUCCAUAAAAACAUUCUCUAGACCUCUCAGAAGAUUUUCUUUCUUUAAUUAUUUUCACAGUUCUCAGGUAGUGACCAUUAAGGCUGUUUGCAUCUUUUGCACACUGUAGUCUCUCAGCUCCCACACAUGAGUUGUCCACUUUUGAAGCCUGCCCAUCUUUGGGGUUAUCCUGUGGUCCUUUCUAUCAACUCCAUUGUCCUGCGAGUCAUGGGAGUGUGUGUCCUUUCUACCAGGAAUGUCCAUCACCCCAGGUGGGGGAGAUAAGGGGUGUCUUCAACCAGCUAUGUCGAGGUAAAAUCUACCUGGGCCUCAUCACUGUGGUUUCCAUGGAGUUAGCUAGCUUGAGUUCGCUUUCCUGAUGUAAAAAGACAGCUAUUCUUGCAGUAAAGACAUGGGCCAUGGAUAGUGGGUGGGGUUAUCUAGCACAUUUCCUCCUGAUCUGACCUAACCACCAUCACAUUUCCUUGUCUAAACAAACCUGGAGAAUCACAUUUAUACUCUUCCUCCCAGUGCAAAGUUAUUGUUAGAGACGUCAAGUUCCUCUUUGAGGACAGAUUGUCUCAUUCCCAGUUGUUUUCACAUUACCCUGGAUCAUGCUGAACAGCAGUUAUUUUGUUGACCAUUUUUCUCAUUUAAAAUAUAUUUAAAUAUAGUGAAGAGCCAGAGCAGUGUCAGGGAAAUAAGGGUUAUUUCAGGCUCUGAGACACUGGAAGGAGAUGCAGUGACUCAGACAUUCCGUCCUUCCCCAUCACCCCAGAACUGUUACCUUGUGUCUGAGCCAUGCAGAGUUCACCCCUUCAUAUUCCUUCACUUCCCAAAGUGUCCGGUGAGGUAAUAUUCUUAGCUAUCUGUGCUUGGGAAUGGUGCUUGGAUGUCUUUGAUCCUAAAUCGGUCACUCUGGCAGGAGAUGAAAGUGUCACAGACUUGGAAGGGGAUUUCAAAUGGAUCCCAAGCACCGUUCAAAUCCCCUUUUCCCUCUAUUGGCAAAGCCACUUCUGGGAAGGUCGCCUGUUCCCCCCCCCCCCAUGAAGAUGCUAAAACUUUUGUAAAUAACACUAAUGAGACAGCACUCAGUGAAGCAGGUUUUAUGGGAGAAUCUCUCAUCCUGAUUCUGAGUUAUCAGAUGUAACCUACUCUGGAAUUUCCCUUUAAAUGAAAAUAAAAGUAUCUUCUACCUCUCUGUGA
Messenger RNA from Trachemys scripta elegans, 3242 nucleotides. Its product is annotated as zinc finger protein 135-like. The record is from RefSeq and is a predicted model, not a curated record. NCBI's taxonomy places the organism in Eukaryota, Metazoa, Chordata, Testudines, Emydidae. The transcript is spliced from 4 exons. Gene Ontology annotation, biological process: regulation of DNA-templated transcription. Bases 546 to 1886 code for a protein of 446 amino acids.